Entelurus aequoreus (snake pipefish) is the source of this 8498-nucleotide messenger RNA. It is a transcript of the gene cenpf, whose product is annotated as centromere protein F. The record is from RefSeq and is a predicted model, not a curated record. Lineage: Eukaryota; Metazoa; Chordata; Actinopteri; Syngnathiformes; Syngnathidae. Gene Ontology annotation, molecular function: protein homodimerization activity; microtubule binding; dynein complex binding. Bases 85 to 8043 code for a protein of 2652 amino acids. The transcript is spliced from 38 exons. Gene Ontology annotation, cellular component: nucleus; spindle pole; chromosome, centromeric region. Gene Ontology annotation, biological process: mitotic cell cycle; regulation of G2/M transition of mitotic cell cycle; metaphase chromosome alignment.
UGUUUCUUUUCAGUUUGAAUUUUCCUUCAAGUCGGUACCAGUCAAGACUCCUCGUAGGAAAUCAUCGCGCCAAGGUGACUGACCAUGAGCUGGGCAGUGGAGGAGUGGAAGGAUGGACUUCCAGGCAAAGCCCUGCAAAAGAUCCAAGAGAUGGAAGUCCAGCUGGACAAACUGAAGAAAGAAAGGAAUCAAAAACAGUUUCAGCUAGACUCUCUGGAGGCGGUCCUGCAGAAGCAGAAACAAAAGGUGGACAGUGAACGCAAUGAGGCAUCUGUUUUGAAAAGAGAGAACCAGUCAUUAGUAGAGUCAUGUGACUCUAUAGAGAAAGCACGCCAAAAGGUUGCCCAUGAUCUUGGGAUCAAAGAGCAGCAGGUAAGCUAUCUGGAGGGCCAGCUCAACUCUUGCAGGAAGACCAUAGAGCGAUUGGAGCAAGAACUGAAGAAGUAUAAAAAUGAGCUUGAUCGUUCUCAACCUGCUGGUUCUUCCUCCUUAACUUCCUCCUCGGAGCUGCAGCCAUACACCACUCCACAGAAGACUUUCCCCACUCCAGUCUCAGCUUACAGACAGCAAGAUAACAGACUAGAGGACCUUCAAGAUAAAUACAACCAGGAAGUGGAAGAAAGAAAAAGGCUAGACAGUGAACUCAAAAUACUGCAAGUCAAACUGUUAAAUCAGUCGUCUGCCAGCGUGAGCCACAAAGACAUUGCUGCGCGGCAAGCGGGAUCCUCCGUAUUUCCAUGGCAACAGCAAAAUCGCCAGUCUCAGGAUGCUACGGAAACGCCUCUGAAGAGGCGGGCCACAUCUCUGUGGGACACCCACGAGGAGACACCCAUCAAACCCAGCCAGCGGAUGAGCUGUGACAGACCAGCGCCUAGUCCGGGUGGAUCACAACAGAUGGAGCAACUGAAGAACCUCAACCAAGACCUGCGUGGUCGUGUGUCAGAACUGGAGAGGAGUCUUUCCAGUCAUGAAAGAGAGAUCUCCAGCCAGGUCUCCAAGCUGCAGGACCUACAAGUUCAGCUGACCCAAACCCGCAAAGAUCUGAAUGAAAGGGACAGAGACUUGGCUAAAACCAGCCACGACCUGCGUCAGAGCACAGACAGGCAUCAACAGCUCGAGGUCAAGUGUUCCUCAGUUGAGCAGAAGCUUAAACAAGUUACAGAGGAGAUGAGCUGUCAAAGACACAACGCUGAGAGCUGCAGACAAGCUCUGGAACAGAAAAUCAAGGACCAGGAGAGAGAUGGCCAGAAGGAGCUGUCGCAGCUACAACGAUCCCACCAGGUUUUGGAGCAGCAGAUGGAGCAGACCAGAACUAAAUUAACACAGGAGAUCCAGCAGUCCAAAAAAGACAACAACAUCCUGCAGUCUGAUAUUGAUAAGAUAUGUUUUCAGAAGAGUCACUUGGAGAGGGAGGUGGGGGAGCAGAAACAAAAGCUGCUGCGCUCUGAACAGAGCCUCCAGACCAGCCAGACCAAAGAGGAGGAUCUACGCAAAAAACUAGAGGAACACCAGAGAGAAAAGAACAGUACUUCUGUCCAGUUAGACCAGAGCAACAGGCGUCUGUCUCAGCUGGAGGAGGAGAAAAAGACCUUGGACCAGACUCUCAAACGUAAUCAGGGCCUACUGGAUGACCUCAAAGCAAAAUCUGAAAACCAACAAGAAGAGCUGAAGAGACUUCAGUCUAAACUGGAACAGCAGACUCAGGCUUCGACACGCGAGCUAGCAAACCUGAAUAAGAUGGUUUCUGACACAGAGACUAAAAAUGAAAGAUUCCAGAAAGAAAUGCAGAAACAGAAACAAGAGGCAGAUCAGUCGACCAACCGGUUGACGCAGGCUGUAAAAGAGAGUCAAGAGCUGAAGAACAGUCUUGCUGCGAGUCACGACGAGUGCAAGAAACUGACACAAGAACAUCAAGCUCUGCUUGAUUGGAAGAAAGAAAAGGAGAUGCUCAUCAAUGAUGUAGAAUCCAUGCAGAAGCAACUUACAGACAAGAUUGAUGUGUUGGACAACAGUUUGAGCUCCCAGAAAGAGGCAAACGAAGAAAUGAAGAAGCAAUUGAGGAAUGCAGAGGAGGAGCAGGCCAGGCUGUCAGCACACAUUGACAGUCUAAAGGGAGAACUUCUCAUCAAGAUUACAGAGCUGGAGGAGAGUGAGUUUCAGUACAAGAAGCUUCAGACUCAAUCUUCUGAGGCGGAAUUGAAGCAUAACAAAGAUCUGGCAAACGUUGGCGCACAAGUGGCCCAGCUUGAAAUACAGGUCAAAGACCUACAAGUGAGGUUGCAGAGAGAAACCCUUCGAGCUGAGCAAGCUGAGAGGAGCAUCACUCAGCUGCAGGAGGAACACCAAGUGGCCUACAACCUGGCCCUCUCCAAAGACCAGCUGCUAGAAUGCAGCCAAGCUGAACUACACCAGCUGGAGGAAAGGCUCGCUCGGGCCACUGCAGAGCAUGAGGACAGAAGUUCAAGGUUGUCUGAGGAGAAAGCUGCGGUGCUGAGACAAUGUGAGGAAACCUUAGCAGUGAAGGCAGAGGAGGCAACGCAAACCAAGCUGCGUUUGGAAGAAACUCAGCAAGAGCUCUUACUUGCCAAAAGCCAGAUUAGCUCAAAGGAGCAGUUGCUGAAGGUACAGCAACAGCUUGGAGCAGAGCUUCAGAAACAAAUCAAGGCGAUGACAGCUUGUGAAGAUGAACACAAAAAAGCAGAUGCAGAAAAAUUGCAAAAGUUGCAACAGUUGGAGGAGGAAUUGAAGGAUGUGCGCACCCAAAUGACGGAGAAGGAGGGCCAGCUCAGAGAAGGCGAGGCUCAGGUUUUGUCUCUGGAGAAACAAAAUGCAAUCCUGGAAAAUGCUGUUAAAGAAAUGGCUAAAGAAACCAAGCUCCUCAUGCAUGCACAUGAUGAGAAGGUGAACAAGCUGCAUGAGCAGAUGCUAUCUUUAGAAGAAGACUUAUCUGCAAGCAAAGAUGCAGCUGAGAAACUCCCUUUGCUAAAGAGUGAGCUGGAUGUGGCCAACCGCUUGCACGCCGACCUCAAAAAGCAACUGGACGCCAUUGAAAAUAGUCUUUCCUCCGUGACCGAAGUCAAGACCAACUUGGAAAAAACCUUAACUGAAAAAGUCAGCUUGUGCUCUGCUCUACAAAAAGAAGUCGCAGAGCUCAGGCAGAAGAUGAGUGACUUUUCUGAGAGUCACGCUUUGGAAGCUCAAAGUUUCCUCCACAACGAAAAGAGCCUCAGAGAGCAGCUUGGAGCCGCAGAGAAAGCCCUGAGCGACAUCAAAGAGGAGACUAGUCACACACGAACAGAAAUGAAGAGCAUGAAGACCACUCUGUCUGCUGCUUCACAAGGAUUGGAGGAACGAGACUUAGCGAUAAAGAGCUUAAAAGAACAGCUGAACAACGCAGAAGCAGAACAGGCCAAGUCCUCUGAGCAGUUGAAAGAGAAGAUUGUUGCUAUGAACAAAAUCAAGAUGCUGCUGGAAAUGCUUCAGAUGGACCUGGAAGAGAACGAAACAACUGUAAACUCUUAUCAAAGCCAAGUACAGGCACUAAAAGAGACGAUCCAGUCACUGGAGUCUGAGUUGGCUCAUAAUCAAACUCGGAUAUCAAGCAUGGAAGACUGGCUUGAGGACAGCAAAGCCCAGGUUUCUGUCUUGGAAUCCCGGCUUGUGGAGGUCCAGUCUCAGAACUCAGUGCUAGAGACACAGUACUUCACAGCCAGAGAGGAGCUGUUGGAGAGGAGCUGUGAAAUAACUCGCCUGGAAGGUGAUGCUAUCAAUCACAGUCAGCUUGAAGAAGAAGUCGCCGCCCUGGAAGCUAAAGUGGUGUCUCUCAGCGAGACCAUUAAAGACAAAGAAGAUGAUGUCAGACAAUCACACCAGGAGAAAAAUGGCCUGAAGGCCACACUGAGGCAGUUAAUAGAAGACAAAGAGCAAUCACAAACUAACAUAACGGAGCUGAAUGUGAAGAGUCAGCAGUUAGAAACCAGGCUCAAUGUGUUAGCUGAGGAGAAUAAACGUCUGCAGACCAACAUGCAGCUGUUAGCUGAGGAGAAGCAGCUAUCAAUUGCAGAGAAAGAGUCAGUACUGAGGCAGCUCAAUGAGAUGAAAGCCCAAUUUGAGAUAAAUUCUCAACUAGAGACUCAAUUCAGUGUGCUGGCAAAUGAGCUGAAUCUAGCAUUGGAAGAAAAGUUACAGUUGGAAGGAACAAAUAAUCACCUAAAAGAGCAGAACAUGACGCUGCAGACCUGUAAGGCCCAGCUGAUGGAGGAGACGCGCCGAUUUCAAGAAAGUAUAGCAAUGCAUGACGACAAAGUGGCUUCUCUGCAAGAAGAGAAGGAAUCUAUCCAGAACCUCUUGCUGUCCGCGCAGCAAGAGUGUGAAAGAAUGAAGGGUAAACUUGAAGAGGAUACCGGAGCCAGUAACCAGCUGUUUGAGACGGAGCAGGCUGAUCUCCAUCAGAAGUUGUCGUGUUUACAACAAGAGCUAAGCGUAUUCAGGCAAAAGUAUGACUCGCUGCUGGAGCAGGUGGGCCAACAACACCAUCUCAUACAGCAGCUGUCCGAGGUUCAUGACAAGCCAGGAGAAAAGUUUAGCUCUGUAGAGCCUGAAGAGGGAGACUUCAGCACAGAGACAUCAGGCGACAACGACUUGGAACCUGCACGAGACUCUUUGCCAGUAAACGAGUACAAAAUGGAGGAACCCUCAAGCCAGCCCAAUAAGGCUGCCAGUGAGACAGAAGCAGUCCUUGAGGUAAUCAAAGCAGAUGUGAUUGAGGACAUUGUGGAGGAAGACGGGGAUGCAAGCAUUGAAGAUGGGCAGAAAAUGCAGGAGGAUCAUCACCAGCAGCAAUUUGAUCAAGUAGGAAAUGCUCCUGAGGAGAACUGUCCCAAGGCUGUCUUUGAAAACAGAGCUGCUGCCUGUGAGCUGUCAUUGUGUUCCACAUCUGAGGAGACUAGGGAGUUAAGACCCAUGGAGACAGAAAUAGUUGUGCAGUUACAACACAACCAGGACAAGGAAAAACUCUCAGCGCAAGAAGAGAAAGUCCAGGCCCUGCACUCUGAGAUUGAGCUCCUGAGCUCUGACCUUGCACUGAGGAAAGAGUUGACCUCUGACCUCCUGGCCCAGGUUCAAACCUUGGAGAAUAAAGUAAAAUCAGCAGAAGAAGAAACGUCUUGUGCAGCACAGAAGCUGAACAGUGCUCUGCAUGAGAGGAACGGCCUCUCUGAUCAGUUGUCAAAGAUGUCAGAAGAGAAGAACACAUUAGCCCUGCAGCUCCAAACCGCUCACUGCCAGCUAACUGAUGUCAUGGAGAUGAUGGAAGGACUAGAAAUGGCCAAAGGGGGGUGGGAUGAGAAGUUUCUUCAGCAGGAGAGUGAGCUGAAGAGAGUUCGCUCAGAGAAAGCCAACCUGGAAAAGCACAUCCUGGGCAUGGAGUGUGAGCUGGACGCCCUGCAGGAGAAGCACAGCAGUCUGGAAGACGAGCUGGAAACUCAGAAGAGGACAUGCUCAGGCUUGGAGCAGCAGAUAGAAACACUGUCGACUGAGACACUCCAGCUAAGAACUGAGCUGGUUUCCUGCAUCGAGGAGCGAGAUGAGCUGAGCCAGUCUGUGGGACAAUGGCGACAAAAGGUUAACAGGCUGGAGAAAACCAACUGUGAUACCAGGAGUUUGAUGUCCAUCCUGGAUGAGGACAUUAAAACAGGGAGGAAGGAAAAUAAAGCUUUGCAGGGCAACAUAGACAAAAUCAAGACAGAGAGACAACAGCUGUUAGACCAGUUGAAGGUGUUGGAGGAGGCGAUGUCAGAGCAGAGUGGAGAGAAAGACCAGCUUAUGGGACAGCUUGAUAAGAUUAAGGAAGAUCGCACAUUUGCUGAUCAAAACACAGAGUCUAUGUUUAGCAAGAUCCAGGCUUUGGAGGGAGAAGUGAGCCAGCUGACUCAGUCUCUGGAAUCUUCUCUACUAGAGAAGGGUGAAAUCGCCUCUCGUUUGAAUUCUACUCAAGACGAGAUCCAGCAGAUGCGAAACGGCAUUGAAAAGCUCCACGUCCGCAUUGAAUCUGAUGAGAGGAAGAAGAAGCAGAUGAGCGAACUGCUCAAAGCUGCUCAGAGGAAAGCCGACUUACUGCAAGAUAGCAUUGAUGCUCUGGAAAGAGAAAAGGAGGAGUUGGAGAGCAAUCUCGAGGAUGCGGUCCUUCAGGCUGAGACCAGUAAAGAAGAGCUGGAGGAAGAAAGGCAAAAGGUGGAGGAAGAAAGGAGGGAUCUUAAUGAGGAGCUAUUGAAACUCUCUUCCACUCUGGACAACCUGAGAUCUGAAAAGGAGCAAAUGGAGAGAGAGCUCCAAACAAAAAAUCUAGAGCUGGUGGAGCUGAAGGCUGCCAAAGAGGAGCUGGAGCGAGGGUUGGAGAGGGCCGAGGUGGAUCGUAGAGAAGAAGAGGUGAGGCAGAGAUGCAGGGUUGAGGAGUUGGAGAAGGGAAUGAAGGAGGAAAUGGAGAAGCAGACGAGGCAAGUGGACGACCUCCAGGUGCAGCUUGAAGCAUCCCGUCAGCGUGAGAUCUCCCUUAAAGAAAAGAGCGCAGAAACAGAUAGGGAGCGAGAAAGGAUCCAAUGUCUUUUGGGGGAGUUUGAGGAGGAGAAACGAUGUCUGCAGAGCUCACUAGAGAAAUGGAAGACGGAAGGGGAGAACUGGGAGGGACAGAAAAACAAGCUAAUGGUUCGCAUUGAUAUUCUGGAAGAAGACAUUGUAAAAACAAAGGCGGCAGAGAAGGAAGCGUUGGAGCAGGUAGAAGGAGAAAACAGGCGGCUAGUGGAGGGAAGAGACAGACUUCAGCAGGAGAACCAAAAGCUUAAUUCGAGCAAGGAAGAGGACAGACAGAACCUGGAGGUGGAGAUAAAGACGCUUCAGUCGUCUUUGAUGCUGAUGGUAGAAGAGAAGGAGUGUAUGACCUCGGCUCUUUCUACAUUAGAAGAAGAGAAGCAAAAAGCUCAAUGUGGCGAGAAGAAACUGUCAGAGGAGCAAAAGAGCCUUCAGUCCACAGUUACCACCUUGGAGGAGCAGCUAGAAGCAAAGCAACUCUCUGUCUCAAAGCUCACUGAGCAGGUGUCCGAGCUGUCGUCUCGUAUCGCCCGUCUGGCCAAACAGAGAGAGUCGGCCAACACUAAGUUAAAUCUUUGGAUGAAGACGUGCAAGCAGCUGGAGCAAGAGAAGCAGCUCAUACUGAGCAGCUCAGAUGGGCAGAGCAGUGAGGAGGUGAAACAGCUGCAAGCAGAGGGGAAGAAGGAGGUUGAAGAGCUAACCGCUUCCCUUAAGGAGGCAAGGGCAGAGUUUGAGGUGAAAAACAAGGAGGUGGAAGAACUAAAGGCAGCCCUGGAGGAGGUCAACGGUGAGUUAAAAGAAGUCAACCAACUUGUGGACGAGAAGACAAAGGAGGUGGACGACACCAUGAACAAAUACUGCAGCUUGAUGUUAGAGGUGCACAAACUAGAGGAGGCCAAUGAGGUUCUGACGACAAGGCUGCAGCACCUGACUGCCAGCAAACACGCCAACAAGGACAAGCUCCACGGCCGCCGGCGCUCUGCAAGAACUUCCGCUUCCGUAGAAGAGGAGAACACAGAGAACACGGCUCCUCCCACUCCUCAGAGGUCUCCACAGGGAUCCACCUCCGGGAAGAGGGCUCAUAGAGACAUGCGCGAUAAAGACAGCGCUCAGGAGGCCCUUCACAACCUCACCAAGAAGAUCAAAGCCAAUGCUGUGACCACGCCUAAUAGAAGAAGUGACCAGGAGGAGGAAUUCCAGCCUGAGGGACUUCCAGAGCUGGUACAGAAAGGGUUUGCUGACAUUCCAAUGGGGGAAGCCAGCCCCUUCAUCUACAGGAGAACCACUGUGAGGCGCUGUAGCCCUCGACUGGCCGCCAGGCAGACAACCACCACAUCAGACAGCAAGGUGUUGCAACCUUUAUUCCAGCAGAGUCCACAGUCUGCAGACGCCUUAAGCAGGAAGUGUCUAAGUGGAGAAGAAAAGGACAUGGAAGAAGAUAAAUGUCAUGUUCAGUAGGAAUACAUAAAUACACUGCGCGCAAGUGCAUGUGUUUAUAUACCGUUUAUAAUUACACUCCACUUGUUAACAUCACUCACACCAAACCUGAAUCAUCGUGCACCUUUUUGGUUUAUUACACUAUUGUAGAUAUUUAGGAAUAGCAGGAAUGUUUUAGAACACCACUAAAAUUGUCUUUGAAUGUAAGCUAAUUUUACUGUAUAUACUUCACUGUCCUAAGCCUGUGUGCAUUGUACAGCCUAUAGUAGACCAUAUUUACAAGGAUUCAUUACUUUCUUUGUAAUGGCAGCUACUUUUUAUAUCGCCAAUUAGAUUUUAAUAGUUUCUUUAAUUGUGUCUUUGCUUUGUGGCAUCUCCUAAAUUUCGAGCUUUUAUUUACAUGAAACAUGCUCAUUGUCUCAGAUGCACUUUUAUGAUGAUGUUUUUUUUAUUUUCUAUUACUAAACGUGUCUAAA